Molecule: messenger RNA, 6256 nt
Organism: Artibeus jamaicensis (Jamaican fruit-eating bat)
Lineage: Eukaryota; Metazoa; Chordata; Mammalia; Chiroptera; Phyllostomidae
Gene: CEP68
Product: centrosomal protein 68
Exons: 8
Coding region: 296-2569 (757 amino acids)
Source: RefSeq, a predicted model, not a curated record
CGCUGGGUUUCGCCCCGGACUUUUGGGCUCCGGCCGGAGCGUUGCGGAUUGCUCCUGGACCCUCGCUUCGGGGCCGGUGUUUGCGGCUGUUGGGGCCGCGGGCCCGGUUUGGGCGUCCGAAACGUUCGAGGCGCGAUGUUGUGUUUUAUACAAAUUGAAGGCAGGACCCUUCAAGCAAAAAGAUUACAACUCGCUUUCUUGCCAUCCUCAUUUUAUUGCCAUCACCUGGAACUGAACCCGCAGUGUCUCCAAGGCAGCUGAGGACUUCAGGGAACCCUGACCUAGGGACGUGUCAAUGGCACUUGGAGAAGAAAGGGCAGAGGUGGAGGCAUCCACGGACACCAAGGUCCCGGCUUGUGGGAGGUGGAGCUGCAGGGAACAGGAGGUGGACAUCCCUGUGCCUGUGAAUGGGGAGCAGCUGCCACGCCUAGAAGCUGAGGGAGAGCCUGCCUCCCCUGUGUGGGGGGCAGAGGGCCUAUCUGCCCCCACCUGUUGCCCCUCUGGAGCCUGCCAGUCACAGGCCACCAGUACCAGCAAGGAGCAAGUGGCUAGUGCAUCUCAGCGUGCUCUCAGUUGCCUGCAUCCUUCUGCCCGUGUGGGCACUGGAGAUCUGCAUUCUCUGGGAGGUCAGGUAGCUGCUAAGAUGGAGGAUGCCAGUCUUUCUGCCUCAGGGGAGCUUCCUCAGAUUGUAACCAUUCCCAAAGCCACGGGUCUUUGCUCAGGACAUGAUGCAGAUACCGAAGACGAUCUGUCCCCAGCUGAGGCACCUCCGGUGCUGGACCUCAGCCAACAGACUCCCAUCUCAGGUUUCCCUUUCUCCUCAAAGUGGAGGUCCAUGGUGAGCCCAGGUGCCGCUGCUCCUCAGUUUUCCAGCUGCAGUGUCUCUGCCUCAUCCCCUGGUGGCAGUUUCCAGGGUCGCCAAGAGAAGGCAGAGCCUCAGAGUGGCUCCCUUGCCAAGGUCUCCUCUUCCCUAGAGCUGGUCGGCCCCCAGGCAGUCCCCUCUGUGGUGGGGCCAGGACCUCAGCUCCAGUGGUCUCCACAGCCUGUGUCCUCUGGAGACGAUGCUUCUGGGCUGAGUGGGAGGCACUUGUCCUUCCAAGCCGAGUACUGGGCCUGUGUGCUGCCAGAUUCCCUGCCCCCUUCCCCUGAUCGCCACUCCCCACACUGGAACCCAAAUAAAGAGUACGAAGACCUACUGGACUAUACUUACCCACUUAGGCCCAGGCCUUGGCUCUCAAAGCAUGUUGACAGCCAUGUGCUGGUUGAUCCUGUCCUGCAAGACUCAGGCGUAGACCUUGAUAGCUUUUCUGUCUCCCCUGCAAGCACUCUGAAGUCACCCACUGAUGUCUCCCACAGUUGCCCACCAGCGGAGGCCACUGCCCUGCCGUUCUCAGGGUCCCGAGAGCCAAGCCUCAAACGGUGGCACUCUGGAGGACCCCAGGAGCAGGGCAGCAUCAGGCUGGCAUCUUGUGGCCAGCUUGCGUCUACACCCAGGGCCACAGGCAGUAGGGGCAGUCCUUGGAAGAGUAGAGAGCCAGCCCUGAGGGGUAUGAAGAACUGGCGGCCUAUGGGCAAGUCCUUCAAGGUGAGCCCUCCCCAGCUGAGGACAUGGGACAGAGGGUGGCCCUCAUCCAGGCCAGAAAGAGAGAAAGGAGCCAGCCGGGGUAUCCAGCACCCUGCCUGUGUGGAGUUGGGAUGGAAGCCAGAAGAGGACCUGGAAAGUGAUGACGAGUAUCUUGCCCUGCCCACUCGGCUGACACAGGUUUCUAGCUUGGUUUCAUAUCUAGGUUCUAUUCCCACUUUGGAGACCCUGCCAGCUGGGGCUGCUGAAGGGCAGAGCUCCCUGGAUGUGACAGACAGUGAUGGACCUACUUCCUUCCCAUCGGACUCCAGCCAAAGCCACCUUCCCUCUGGGACUACCCUCAGAGGGUCUGGGGAGCUUGAGGGGCAGAACUGCUGUUUGCUGCGCUCCUUCAUCCAUGCAAGGGACUCUGCAGGGGACGGCAGUCUGGUGAGCAGCCAGGCGCUGGAGGUCUCUGGACCUCUGAGAACACACUCCUCCUUGCCAGUUGUUUUGGACCCAGAUUCUAAAGGGCAGCCUCCCAGGAGAGGAAGAGAGGCAGGAAAAGACUCACUCAUGCAGUGUGUGAAGACCUUUUGCUGUCAGCUAGAAGAGCUGAUCCACUGGCUGUAUAAUGUCGCAGAUGUUACUGACCACUUGACUCCACCCAAGUCCAGUCUUACAGGUCUCAAGUCAUCUCUGCAGCUUUACCGGCAAUUUAAGAGAGAUAUAGAUGAACACCAGUCCCUGACGGAGAAUGUCUUAAAGAAAGGGGAGAUUCUUCUAAAGUGCCUGUUGGAUAACACCCCAGUGUUACAGGAUGUUCUCGGGAGGAUUGCAAAGCAGCCCAGCCAGCUGGAGAGCCACGCAGAUCACUUGUAUGACACUAUAUUGGCCUCUGUGGACAUGCUGGCUGGCUGUGCCCUCAUCUCGGACAACACACCGAUGGCACACAGGAGUGCUGAUGUGACUGGGAUUAGCCUGGCAUCUUCUCAGGCAGAGAUGUAAUCUGCCUCCCAAAACCUGGCUGGUCGGAAACUUUCAGGAAGUUCUAGUAAGAGCAUUUAACGUUGAUAUUAAGGAGGAAACUUAACUCUAAUGUACUAGCUUAUAUAAAAUGCCUUUCUCUUCCCUGAAGUAAGGGGCUACCAAGUUACCGUUUUUAUUUAAAAUGAAUCCUUCCAAACUAAGGUAUUCCUUUGGUGCUGCUUCUCUACAAAGAGCAUGUGGCUUUGCCAGUUUGGAUAAAAUAAUGCUCAUAGGCUUAUUCAGCUUUCCUCCCUUCUCUAUCCAGUUAAAAAGAGCAGACAGAGCUCUUAAACUAGUCCAUGUGCUGAGAGCAUUUAAGGGUACCAAAUGCUCAGUACUCUCAGGUAUACAAGAGGAUCCAAGAGACUGAAAAAAAGUGAGUGGUUGGCCAGGAACUUGGUUCCUUCAGUAAAACUGAAGCUUACCGUUUAUAAAUCUCUCUUUGACGCUUUUUAGAAGAUACUACUAACUCACCAAAUUCUUAGAAAAAAAACAGGCUCAUUCUUCUAUAAAUCAGUCUGGGCUGUCAGUAUCUUCUGUCAUAUUCAGGGCUCAGGGGGUUCAUCCCCCACCCUGACUGUCUUAAAGGAAAAUGAGCAGGGACUUUGGGAGCUGCUGUUGAGCUUCAGCUAGGCUGUGGACUAAUGACCCACUGUAAGGGGUACCUUUAGGAGGAUGCACCCCUUCAUUCCUACUCUGGUGUGGAAGAGUAAGUCCAAGGUCAGGGAAGGGAAGGGCAUGGACUCUCCAAGGCUGUCAGUAAUGAAAGAAAACAAGGAAAUUUUUUGUUGCUUGGGAGUUGAUGGAAAUAAAUCUACAGAUCAGCCAUUGAAAGCAUCAAUUCUAUGGCUUUUUAAAGCAAAAUGAUCACCUAUUGCUGGUGUAACCAGACUCUGCAAAAACAAAAAUCACUUAGUAGUAUUGAGCCAUGAAUGAAAAUGGAAGGAGGAAAGUGUAUUUCACCCUAUACACUUUUAGAAUGAUAGUAAGUUAAUAAGACUUACAGGUUCUUCAUACUUAAAUAUAUAUUUAAAGGCCUUUUUUCAAACUCCAGAUGAGCACGUCAUCUUGAACCAAAAGAAGGUGAUGUUGAAAAAGUCUGCUUCAGACUUCUAAUUUCCCUAAAAUUACUUCCUUUAAAAUAAUUCUUAAGACUUUAGUUUUCCAGGCUGAGCCACAACUAUUUUGUUUUUAAUCCUCACCGGGCUAUUUUUUCCCCCCACUGCUUUGAGAGAGGGGGGAAAUACCAUUAAUGUGAAAGAGAAACAUCAUUUGGUUGCUUUUUGGUACCUGCCCCAACCACUGUUCAGUCUCGGAAACAGCUCCAACCAAGCCACAUGGGCCAGGGCUGAGCCACAUAAUCUUACCAUCUCGUUCACUUCCAUGUGAACUGAAGUCCUAUUAAAUGUUUCUGCUUCAGAAUUCCUUAGACUUCAUAGUCAAUGGAGAAUUAUAUAAAUAAAAUUCAGUAUUUCAAGUGCUUGCUGCUGCUAUGGUAUCAUUUACCAUAAUGCUUAAGGGUAUAAUCAGAGUUAAACUGUAUAUUCAGAUUUUGCCCAUAUUAUGAUUCUCCAUCUUAAAACUUGGUUCCAUACAUGAACUUUAAUAGACAAAACACCUCCUUGACAAAUGGUUACAAAUGUAAAAUACUCUUGACAGCCUAGAAUUGGUUAAAAAGGCAGUUAUAUCUAACUGCCUUUCACUUUCUCUUUGUGGCUAUAAAGUGGCACAUGCCUUUCCACUGAGUAUGUUACAGGAUAGCAGUUAGGAGUUAAACUCAGUUAUUUACUAGUAUCUGAUAAGCAUGAAAAUAAGUAAAUGUAGGCAUGAAAAUAAGUGUCUAUCCAUUAGCAAAGAAAAACUGAAGAUGACAACUCUAUGUAAACAAACUGGCCAAUGAUAUAGUAAUUGAAUGCUACAUAUGCCGUUGUAUUCUCAUUCAACCUAGUAACUGUAAUGAUGGGAAUUUUCAGAGUGUUUUAUUUCAAAGUACCCCAUUUCCCAAGGAAGUACUACUUUCACAAAGAGAUGAACUCAAGGUUUUUGUUCAUCUCCUCUGAAAUAAGGUGUGACUGAAGGGUGCUUAUUCUGGACUUAGCUGUGAAUGCCACAAAAAAGUAUCAACACAGCUGAUGAUAAUUUCCUCUUCAGCAGUGCUACAUAUAAAAAGUCGAAGACCUCCCUUAAAACUGAAGCUGAAACCGUUUCAGCCUAGUAAGAUGCCAGCAGCAUUUCUACGAGCAAACAUGGCCACACGGAUUCAAAUAGUUCGGCUGGCCAGUAACAGUGGUACACACUAGUCUUGGACACUAGUGGUCUACAGUGACAUAAGUGUGGUAAUGAAAUUCCAACUUUACCUGCAGUAAAAUUUCCUAGUAGUCCCUUUAAAGAAGGAGAAUUUUAAAAUUGUCCACGGGGAAGUUGCAGCACUAAGAGCCGAAACGGCAGUUUCAAGAUCUGGGUUCUUGUUGCAGCUUCAUGGCUAAAGUACAAAUUGGAGACAUUGUCAACAUGGAUGUUUUUGAGGCUGAGAAGGGUUCAUAUGAAAUGUUCUGCAGUGGCAACAUGUAUGUAUGCUGAAGGAAAAUUCAGUCAAAGGUCAAAGAAUAGAAAGUCACUGCUCAGACCAGAAUGGCCAUCAUUCUGUAAGGAUUUCCCAGAGACUAAACUGCUUAGGCUUAACUUAUUGUUACGUGAGCUAAUUUAUGGCACUUACAUUUACAAUAUGACAAGUGAUAGGUUCCCCUUUAUUAAGUGAACAUAUUGUUAAACUGUUAAAGCCCAUAGUAGCUUGAAAUGGGGAUAGGAAUAUAUAUUUUUCAAGACUGCAUUUAUGGCAUAUUCAUAAAAGCGAGGCAAUGCAGCGAGUCCCAGUCUUGACUGUCAUGGGGGAAAGAUGCUAGAAUUUUCAAAACUAAGUAUGUAAAUACGCUUACAUCUUUCAAUAAAGCCAUGUAAUGUUUUCUUGCUAACUCACCAGGAAAAGAAAGCUGACGGUUUGAACAACUUGCUGUUUGAAGUGCGUGCCAUCACAUUAACAUUUGUAUCAUUUCUCUACUUUAGAAUAUAGUUUCUGUAUUCUUUCCCCAUUUAUAUUGUAUUGUAAAGCAAAAAAACCCUUUUUUUUUUUUUUGAAGCAUUUAAAAAAAUCUUCACACAGAUAAUUACUAUUUGGUAACUUGAGUUCAGUUGCCUUAUUUGAGGAUGAAUAGAUCCAACAAGCACAGCUAUAAUACAAAGUAAACUAUGAUUUUUAUUGUGAAAUUCUCAUAGAUGGAAAAUUAAAUUGAAUAUUUAUUCUGUCAAUUUCAUUUUACAAUAAUCUUAUCACUUAUUUUUGUACCAUGUAUUUUCAAUUGCCUGUUUAGUGAAAAUUAAAAAAACCUUUAAAUUUUUGGCUUGUUUUUAAUUUAAAUUUUAUCAUUGAAUUUCAAGACCCCACCAUAAAAUAUGUUGCCAACAACCACAUCCCAAGCCCCUAAGUAAGUAUUUUGGCGGCUGCUGCAACCACAAGGAAACAGUUUUUGAUUUCCAUCACCUUAAAAUGCCAGUGUUAGCAAAACACUUGUUUCCACACAAUAAAAACAAACUCUAGAAUCUUUAAGGUCCUAUUUAACAAAAUUUUCAUAUGUGCAAAAUUCCACGGAAAUAAAUACAUUUUUCUCA